CGGAGGAGUGGGAGCAUGAGGAGGGGCGUAAACAAGGGCCGGGACUGGGCCAGCCUAGGGGUAUUUGGGAGGCCGAGGUGCGGAGUCGGGCUGGGAUCCGGCCGGAUUGAAGGGGGUGGGAGCAGGAGAGAGAGGCUGAGGGUGUGAGGGGGAAGGGGCUUGUGGCAUGUCGUUGGAGGCAGGACUGGACUCUUGUGAGGGGUGUUGUGAGGAGGUGGGAAAAGGUGAGAAUUGGACUUAAGACGUUUGCCGGGGGGAAAGGUUUUCAAAGUGUUAAGUUGGAGGUGGGAGGGGGAAGGGCCUAGGGUAGAAUUUGGGUGGAAAAGGAGAGAACGAAGGUUUGGGGAAUGGAAAGACUGUCGGUGUGACGAGCUAAUGAAGAAAGUGAGAGACUGGGAGGAAAGUUUGGGAGGAAGAGGAAUGGGAUGGGAGAUAGGACAGUGGAGCUGCACGGGUGAUAGGGUUUCCCUUUCCCCUGUGGAAAGGAAGAGAGAGCAGAGUUAAGCAGCAUCAGUUGCAGCUAAUUCUAAUUGCCAGGCCCUUAGCUUUUAAUAGGGUGGGAAGGGCAGAAGGGAAUGGUCAUGUGGGUUUGGAGAAUUGGGGUUGGAUGACGAUUCAACUGGAUUUGCUUUCCAAAAGGCUCCCUAGCUAACUCUGCUUUCUUGUUUUUCCUGGUUACGAAAAGAAGGGAAAAUGGGGAAGCUGGUGUCACCCGAGUGUGGAGGAGUAAAGGACUAUUCUAGCUUUUACCAAUUAGCAGUACAAGAAUGUGGGUACAGACAUGACUAUAUUGCUAAGGUGGAGGAUCUGGAAGUCUGAGGAGGGAAACAGAAAAGACAGAAUGCAUCUAGGCAGUGAGGCUAAUGAAAUGAGUUUCCAGACCCUUUUUUUGCCAGGAGGGACAGGGUCAAUAUGCAUAAAUAGAAAAAACGUUCCCUGGUGAAAUGUGGAUGUAUGCCUCAGUAGAUAUUUUGUUCUCGUGUGCUAGUUAAGGGAAAGGAUGAAGUUAGAAUUUGGAAGAUAGUUCUGGUCUGUAAUCACUUUCCUCCCAGUUUUCUUUAAAGAUGAAAGUCAAUAUUGUAACAAAAUAGGUAGAAUAAGGAAUUGAAGAGGAAAGUGACGUGUCAGAGAGUAAUCGGUUUUCCCAGAAGUUUUUGAAUUUAAGACCUUUCUUGUCAUCAGAAAUUGAGAUCAGAAGUUCUUGAAGUUGGUAUCGAAUUGUGAAUUGACAAGUAGAGAGAGAAGACUUUUGGGGGGUGAGUUGUCUCCUUUAUGUUGGAGUGGAUUAUUUCAAUUGAAAUGGCUUUAGGUUUGUCUGUAGUUUUGCAGCUGAGAUUGACUAAUUCUAUGAGCCUUUGAGGUUUCGAAGUAAAGCCUAAAUAUUGACUCUUCCCCCCCCACCCCCAUUUGUUUUUGUUUUGCUGCUGGCUUUGAAAUUUGUGCUAGGAGGAGACCUGGGAAAUUAAGUCUCUUGCACAGUACAGUGGAUAUUGCAGCUGCUGAGCAAGGAUUCUGGAAAUUAUUGCAUACCUGAGCCCCCAGCAUGGCGGGCCUAAAGCGGCGGGCAAGCCAGGUGUGGCCAGAAGAGCAUGGUGAGCAGGAGCAUGGGCUGUAUAGCCUGCACCGCAUGUUUGACAUCGUGGGCACCCACCUGACGCACAGAGAUGUGCGUGUGCUUUCCUUCCUCUUUGUUGAUGUCAUUGAUGACCACGAGCGUGGACUCAUCCGAAAUGGACGUGACUUCUUAUUGGCGCUGGAGCGCCAGGGCCGCUGUGAUGAGAGCAACUUUCGCCAAGUGCUGCAGCUGCUGCGCAUCAUCACUCGCCAUGACCUGCUGCCCUAUGUCACCCUCAAGAGGAGACGGGCUGUGUGCCCUGAUCUCGUAGACAAGUAUCUGGAGGAGACAUCUAUUCGCUAUGUGACCCCCCGAGCCCUCAGUGAUCCAGAACCGAGGCCUCCCCAACCCCCUAAAACAGUGCCUCCCCACUAUCCUGUGGUGUGCUGCCCCACUUCGGGUCCUCAGAUGUGUAGCAAGCGGCCAGCCCGAGGGAGAGCCACGCUUGGGAGCCAGAGAAAACGCCGGAAGUCAGUGACACCAGAUCCCAAGGAAAAGCAGACAUGUGACAUCAGAUUGCGGGUUCGGGCUGAAUACUGCCAGCAUGAGACUGCUCUGCAGGGCAACGUCUUCUCUAACAAGCAGGACCCACUUGAGCGCCAGUUUGAGCGCUUUAACCAGGCCAACACCAUCCUCAAGUCCCGGGACCUGGGCUCCAUCAUCUGUGACAUCAAGUUUUCUGAGCUCACCUACCUCGACGCAUUCUGGCGCGACUACAUCAAUGGCUCAUUACUAGAGGCACUUAAAGGUGUUUUCAUCACAGACUCCCUCAAGCAAGCUGUGGGCCACGAGGCCAUCAAGCUGCUGGUGAACGUGGAUGAGGAGGACUAUGAGCUGGGCCGACAGAAACUCCUGAGGAACUUGAUGCUUCAAGCAUUGCCCUGACCUUUUCCCCCUUCUCUGGGGACUGUUCCCACCACCCACCUCUGGAGCUUACAUACUGUUCUGGGGUUUGUUCUCUACCUUUCCAACCAAUCACACCCCUGCCUUUUUUUUUUUUUUUUAAAAGGAAAAGACAAAGGAAAGUGGAAGUGGUGUUCCCCCACCCCACCCCCCGCCCCGCACCCAUGUGCUUGGGCUUCCCUUUGUUUCCCUUUUCCACUUACCCCCUAAUGUGUGUCUCUACAGCCACCUUACCACUGAGCCGAAAGACAAAUGUGUAGGGAGACGCAGAGUCUAUAGAACAUAGUCUUUCUAAGAGAUUGAAGUGAACACUGCUUUUGGGUGCAUUGAGGGGGUUAUUAAUACUUUUGGCUUUAUGAGGGCUCUUAAAUUUGUCUGAAAAACCAAAGGGCUGUGAGUAAGGGAGCUAUGUGGAAGGUGGGACUCCGAAGUGUAUUUUGGAAAUUAAUCACUACCCUCUUCCAAAUUACAGAGUUUUUAAAAAACAAGCUGUGGCCCUUUCCACUCUCUCCUGGCCUCUGGUGCUGCUCCUCUCUGCCUUCUUUUCUCCAUUCCAUGGCUUGAAACCUCUGCCUGGUGUGGCUCCUUCCUUCCCCUCCUUUGUCAAAUCCUCUUCAAGGGAGUAAUAAGAGGACUGGGUCAGCCUAGUCAACUCUCCCAACUGUGAUGUGUAUGUGUACACACAUACACAAUGUGGAGGGAGAAUAGGUUGUUGACUAAAAUGCACUCCCCCUGAAAAGGGGAAGGGGGAGUGUGAUACUUUCCUUCCAUGUUCAAGUGAAAAUAAAUAAUGUACCCUGCA
This is a messenger RNA of Galeopterus variegatus (Sunda flying lemur), 3320 nucleotides long. It is a transcript of the gene DEDD, whose product is annotated as death effector domain containing. The record is from RefSeq and is a predicted model, not a curated record. Gene Ontology annotation, molecular function: protein binding; DNA binding. Gene Ontology annotation, biological process: extrinsic apoptotic signaling pathway via death domain receptors; regulation of apoptotic process; apoptotic process. Gene Ontology annotation, cellular component: nucleolus. Bases 1544 to 2500 code for a protein of 318 amino acids. NCBI's taxonomy places the organism in Eukaryota, Metazoa, Chordata, Mammalia, Dermoptera, Cynocephalidae. The transcript is spliced from 5 exons.